This is a messenger RNA of Rhizopus microsporus ATCC 52813, 1510 nucleotides long. RefSeq lists its product as uncharacterized. Gene Ontology annotation, cellular component: KICSTOR complex. The record is from RefSeq and is a predicted model, not a curated record. The transcript has 7 exons. The coding region runs from base 406 to 1377 and encodes 323 amino acids. Gene Ontology annotation, biological process: negative regulation of TORC1 signaling; cellular response to amino acid starvation; protein localization to lysosome. Lineage: Eukaryota; Fungi; Mucoromycota; Mucoromycetes; Mucorales; Rhizopodaceae.
CUUUAAUAUGGAAUUAGACUAUUGUCAAUAUAUUUUACAGGCACUUGGCUCAUUUGAUUAUACUGCAGCUAAUAAACUAGUUUAUAAGCUCAUGAAAGCAAGUGUUGACUUUUUUUUGUCUUUUUCUUUUGUAUUGACUUUUAGUAGAUAUAUCAACCAAUUGGAACCAUCUUUACUCGUCUAUGUCACUGUGAAAGUACGUUUAGUUCACUUCAGUUUUUACGUUCAAGAUGGUUUGUGAUGAGAAAGGAAACUUCACUUGAAAUCAUUUAUCAUAAUCUAGCACUCGAACUAUCCAAAGAAAUAUCCUACUUGGAAUCAAACAAUACACUUUCAAUAGACUCAAAAGAGGGCAUAAAACGAAUAUUAGAAGCACUUGUUCAUUUAUGCAAUACGAGAAAAGAAAUGAUCAACGUUUAUCAAGCUAUCUUGGCACAAUCAACAAAGGGUGAAUUUGACAACAUUCUCACAGAACUAGAGCAAAUAGAAAAGACCAUGUUUGAUCUAGAAAGAGAUUUAUGCAUAUUGGGAUUGGGUGUCAAAAAGGAAAUUAAUGUUCUAUUGAUGCUGUUGAAAGCAAGAACGUCUAUAACCAACUAUGCGUUUCAAGACACUUGUAUUUCCCUUUAUUCAAGCAAACAAUGUUUAUCAGAAUGGAAACAAUUAUGUAAAGAACAGACUUACCCAGAGUCAUCUCAGAGACAGGAUGAAACAAAAGAACUAUCCACUUGGAGAUUCUCCUUGUUCAAAAAUGAUACCAAAUUGACCAAACAAGGAAAAGUAUGGCCAAAUACCAUACAUUGGUAUACAAGAGUCUUGGAGAAUUUGACAGCAAAGAUGACUUUAUUUUUUCAUCAAAUCUUAUUGGAGAAAGAGACAGUCAUUCAUGAGGAAGAUCCAGAAAGAUCUUUAUGGAAAGGUAUCACGAUUGAUUAUUUUGACCAAAUAGCUACUUUUAGAAAAAGGUUCGGAGCUCAUAGUAUUAGUCUCGUCUAUCAAGUGACUCCAGAGACUCCUUUUCAUCCUCAAGGUUACAUCUAUCCUGGAAAGACAUAUGAAGCACCUCAAGGUAUUCAUUCCUUUCCAUUCAUUUUUUGUCAUCCAAAGAGUCCACCUACUAAGCAUUUACCUGGUAUCAUUUCCAUCAUUCAAGGAAGUAGAGUAAGAUUGGAUGAUCCAAAGGCAGGUCCUAUUUAUUUUUUUGAUAAUGUAAUCGGAAGUACCUACUAUCUUAUGCGAAUUGAUCGUCAUGCUGUGUUUGUCAUUGUUUACCUUGACAAGCACGUCAAUCGAGAACCAACUACGGUUGAAUUUAUUACCAAUAUUGUUACCUCUUUAAGAGGCACGACAGUCAUAGAAGAUCUUACAGCCCAAUAAAAAAGAUUUCAUACUGAACAAACUUGCCAGGCGCACUGACUUUUGCUUAAAGUGUUUGACGUUUGAACAUGAAAAGAAUACAGCUGUCAUUAAUAAUUAAACGCCUAAUAAAUGUAUAUUGUUCCUAACACAA